Saccostrea cuccullata (small rock oyster) is the source of this 2437-nucleotide messenger RNA. RefSeq lists its product as uncharacterized. Bases 104 to 1510 code for a protein of 468 amino acids. Gene Ontology annotation, molecular function: protein binding. The record is from RefSeq and is a predicted model, not a curated record. Lineage: Eukaryota; Metazoa; Mollusca; Bivalvia; Ostreida; Ostreidae. The transcript has 7 exons.
UUUCUUUUUAUUAGAUUUAUCGGAUCCAAAGGUAUAUAUUAAUGGCAAUCUUAAAAAUUCACUUACCGUUGAUGAAGGAUAUCCUCUACUUUUGGCAUGUAACAUGGAGGGAAAUCCAGUUCCAGUUACUAUCCUAAAAGAACUUACUGGUAACGAGAUCUUGGAACAACGUAGUAGCUGGAUAAACCACACACUGAGAAGGGAAGCAGUGUGCUCUGACACAAACACAUACAUCUGCGAGGGAAGCUCUUCAGAGUUUGAAAGAAAAUAUCAAUCAUUCAAUAUCAAUGUUCUUUGCGACCUUCGCCUUGAUAUGUCAGCUGUAGUAAAAACCAAUUAUGGUUCCAUGAGUGGCUCAGAUGUGAAUGUUCCUGUUACUGUGCCAGUGAUAGCAAACCCCCCGAUUACUCCGUCAGGGAUCACGUGGUCAGGUCCUUCAGCAGAAUCUAUAUUGACGAAUGUAGAUUUACAAAGGGAUACUUUUAUAUACAAACAAAUGAUUGUAAGCAGCAUUCCCAUUCCUGACCAGAGAGCCUUCGGAAACUACUCACUGAUGUACAAAGGAAAGACGAUCAUCGAUAUAACAAUAAAUGCCGAAGAUAAACCUCAACCACCUUUGAACUUUACCGGAUAUUCCUACGCCUCUGGAUACGUCAAUCUUACCUGGAUAUCAAAUUUUAAUGGAGGUCCGGACCAAGUCUUCACCUUGUAUCGUAAAGAAGGGUCAAACUGGAGAGUUAUCAAAAAUCUUACCGACCCGGGGGAAGGUGAAGUUGGAUUCUUUGACCCAGGACUGUUGAACACAGGACAAGAAUACUGGUUCCGGUUAGAGAGUUGUAACAGAAUCAGCUGUUCCUCAAGGCCGGCUGAAGUCAAGGUCACUGUGCGAGCUUUAUCCAGCCCAUCGUCCCAGUCAGAUGAUACGACAAUCGUGAUUGGUGCUUCUGUGGCUAUUUUUGUCAUCAUUGUAGUCCUAGCUAUAAUAGUCGCAAUGUUUUUACUAAAAAAGAAAUCAGCCGAGCAAAUAGAGAAAAAUGAAAAACGAAUGAGUAAACCCGCAGAACCAGACAAUACUCAACCGGAUGUUGUAUACGCCGCUGUUGAUAAGAGUCUCCUGAUGAAGAACAAACAACAGGCUGACGUAGUGAAGAAUAACGUCACCAAGGCUCAAAAUGAUGAACGCGAAAACCUGUACUCUAACACAGAGGAUGCCAAAUUACUAACCAAUUCAAACCUAAAGAAAGAAAACAGAAAGAAAAAGAAAAAGGAAGAGACGUCACGGCAGGAGGACGAGGAGGAAGAGGGGGCGACGUACGGAAACGUGGAAACCAGGACGGUGAAUCAGGAUGGACUAAUAUACAUCGAUGUUGAUUUUGCAAAUAAGCCCCCUAGUUCAGACACAAAGGGGAGACCAGUCAUACAUGGAGAAGAAGAAAGAACAGAGUACACGUUCGUGGAUUUCUCCAAGAAAGCGCCACCUAUGCAGGAAGAAGAAGAUAAAGAAAAUUGAUAGAGAUUCAUUUUUGAUACUCAAUUUUUUACAAACAUACGGUACAAAAGUAUUUUUUUUUAUCUAAAUGAAAUUAUUCAAUUUUUUAAAAUGUCGGUAUUUUUUUUAAAUAAAGAAGACCUAUAUAUGUUGUUAUUAAAAAUUUCUCCUGGAAGAUUAUUAUCAAGUUCAUAAAUUUAAACAUGUUUGUCAUACCCAUCAACAACGACUUGUUCACUUAGACCUAGAUCAUUAGUAAAGAAGAGACCUGUCAUCCAUUGUACAUUUAAUAUUCCAUACCGGUACUUUAAGUAUCUACGUAAAAAAAAAUGUUAUGUCAUAAGUAAUUGAAAAUCUAACACAAAGACUUCAGUCAUUAAUUCGAUUCAACUAUUCUAUAUGAGACUUACUAACAAGUAACUGUUUUACAUAGAAGCACUGUCUGGAUCAUCAAUCAAUUUUAUAAUUCCUUAUUCCUUUGAUUCUUUUUUCAUAUCAUUCUUAAUCAUAUCAUUUUGUCAUAGAUAUGUCUAUGUGUUUUAUUUCAACUAAUAAUAAUCAAAGUGUCUUUCCUUUGACGUCAUUGAUAUUUUUUAAAGCUGUAUUUACAUCAAUCAUGUCUUCAAAUUGCAUAAAUUUCUACCAAUGUGUGUGUUUUAUGAGAGAGAGAGAGAGGGAGAGAAAGAGAGAGAGAGAGAGUUGUGAGUCAUUGAUUAUUUUGUUGCAAAAGCAGCAUGAACAUUUAUCUUUUCGAGAGAAAGAGAAAGAAACCUACCUUUAAGUUUGAAUGUUUUAAGCUAUUUCUUUCACAGAGUAAGGCAUAUUUGUGUUAUCAUUUUUAUAAUUUUAAAGAGGAAUUCUAUGAGGAUUUUUUUGUAUUGUACAUGUUCCUUGUUGAAAGAGAAUAAUGUUCAUAUCACAAACAAAUAUACUGUUUAUCAUAAAGUU